CCGAGGAGGGGCGAUCAAAUCUCCAGAGCAACAGGAUACCGCAUAGAAACGGACUACGAGACGCGCCACGGUGACUGUCUACGUUUCGGAACCCUCAACUGCCGCUCGCUCGCUUCCCGAUGCAGCAAAAAGAGCAAUUGCUCGCGGCAAACCGAAACGCACUCAUCGACAUAG
Caenorhabditis auriculariae is the source of this 174-nucleotide messenger RNA. The record is from the annotation of a GenBank genome assembly. Lineage: Eukaryota; Metazoa; Nematoda; Chromadorea; Rhabditida; Rhabditidae.